AUGGACCUCACUGAUCUCCAGCUGGGCACAAGGAACCUGUGGAGCUGUCUUGUGGAUUUUCUCAGCAAAUAUCCAGAAUGGCUGAAUGCCAAGGUGAAGUUCUUCCUCCCCAACAUGGACUUGGGCUCCAGGACCGAGACCCCAGACCCUGCACAGGAGAUCAUCCUACAACUCAGCAGACUCCACGCCCAAAGUCUGGCCACCUGGCAGGCAUUCAUCCACUGUGUGUGCAUGGAGCUGGACGUACCCCUGGAACUCGAGGUGCCACUGCUAAGCACCUGGGGUCGUGAAGACGGGUUCCCCAGCCAGCUUGGAACUGAUACAGAAGGCUGCCCCAAUUCUCGGCUCCACCCUGGUCUCAAGAGGCCUCAUCAGAGCUGCGGGUCCUCACCCCACAGGAAGCAGUAUAAGAAACAGCAGCUGGAGUUGGCCAGGCAGUAUCUGCAGCUCCUGAAGACCUCUACCCAGCAGCUCUACGGCAGCGGGCACUCUGGGCCAGGGCAGCCCCUCUCCCUUCACAUUACCCCAAUUCUGCAGAGGAGCCGGGUCACAACACCCUUAGACACUCAGGAAGAGGCUGUUAUGGGGGACCUGAAGGCAGAAGACAGCAUUCAGGACCUCUUCAACACCAAAGCGGAAAAGGGCCGGAGGGUCACAGUGGUCUUGGGGAAGGCAGGCAUGGGUAAGACCACACUGGCCCACUGGCUCUGCCAGAAGUGGGCUGCUGGCCAGCUGGACCGCUUCCAGGCCGUGUUCCUCUUCGAAUUCCGCCAGCUCAACCUGAUUACAGGCCUCCUGACGUUACCUCAGCUCCUCUUUGAUCUCUACCUGAGCCCCACGUCGGGAGCUGCCACUGUCUUCCAGUACCUGGAGGAGUAUGCACAUCAUGUCCUGCUUAUCUUUGAUGGGCUGGAUGAGGCUCUCUACCCCUGCUCCAGCAAGAAGACCAAAGGCCCUGAUGCUCCAGGUCCCACCUUCUCCCUAUUCUCUGGCCUCUGUGAUGGGAGCCUCUUACCUGGCUGCUGGGUGUUGACCACAUCACGUCCAGGCAAGCUGCCUGCGUGUCUGCCUGUGGAGGCGACCAUGGUCCACAUGUGGGGUUUUGACAGGCCACGAGUGGAGGAGUAUGUAGGACGCUUCUUCAGGGACCAGCCUUUGCAGGCAAUGGCUCUGGCAGAGGUGCGGGCAGACAGGAAUCUCUGGAGCAUGUGUACGGUGCCCGCCCUGUGCCGUGUGGCCUGCCUCUGCCUCCAACAUCUGCUCCCUGGCACCUGCCCAGGCCAGGCUGCCACCCUCCUGCCCACCAUCACCCAGCUCUAUGUACAGAUGGUGCUCACCCUCAGCCCCCACAGGUGCCCACCCACCAUGGCCCUCCUGGACCUUGGUGACGUGGCCUUGAAGGGCCUGGAGGCUGGGAAGGUUGUCUUCUAUGCAAGAGACAUCCUUCCACCCGUCAUGGCUUUUGGGGCUGCUCACAACUUGCUGACUUCCUUCUGUGUCCGCACAGAUGCUGGGCGUCAGGAGACGGGCUAUGCCUUCACCCACCUCAGCCUGCAGGAGUUCUUCGCUGCCCUGCAGCUAAUGGCCAGCCCUAAGGUGGACAGAGACAUGGUCUCCCGCUAUGUCACCCUCCACUCCUAUUGGGUGCUGCGGACCAACACUAGCCUAGGCCUCCUAGACCACCUGCCCACCUUCCUGGCAGGCCUGGCAUCCUGUGCCUGCCGUCCCUUCCUCAGCCACCUGUCACAGCAGGAUGAGGCAUGGAUAGAUGCCAAACAGGCUGCUGUUGUGCAAACAUUGAGGAAGUUGGCCACCCGCAGGUUCAGGGGACCAAAGGUUAUGAAGCUGUGUCACUGUGUGAGUGAAACACAGGAGCCAGGGCUAGCCCGACUUGCUGCCCAAAGCCUCAACUACCCACUGACCUUCCACAAUUUUCCGUUAACCUAUGCCGACCUGGCUGCCCUCGCCAACAUCUUGAGUUACAGGGAUGCCCCUAUCCAACUGGAUUUUGAGGGCUGCCCUCUGGAGCCCCACUGCCCAGAGGCCCUGGUGGACUGUGGGCAGGUAGAGAAUCUCAGCUUUAAGAGCAGGAAGUGUGGGGACGCAUUUGCAGAAGCCCUCUCCAGGAGCUUGCCAACGAUGAAGGGCUUGGAGAAGCUGGGGUUAACAGGAAGUAAGAUAACUGCCAAAGGCAUCAGCCAUCUGGUGAAGGCUUUGUCCCUCUGUCCACAGCUGGAAGAGGUCAGUUUGCAGAACAACCAGCUCAAGGACCUGGAGGUGCUGAACAUCAUGGAGGUGCUCCCCCACCUGCCAAGGCUCCGGAAGCUCGACUUGAGCCGCAACGACAUCUCUGUGUCAACCUUACUCAGCUUGGCAGAGAAGGUAGUCAUGUGUCCAACCAUCAGAGUACUGCAGGCCAGGCAAGCAGAGCUUCUCUUCCUUUUCUCCCCGUCCACAGAGACAGCUGCAGAGCCACAAGGGAAUGCAGACCUACAGGGAAAUGCCAACCGGAAGGAAGAGGCCCAGACCAGAAGCCUGACACUCAGGUUCCACCAGUGUCAACUCCAGGCCCAUGACACCAAGGCCCUCAUCGCCCUGCUGCGGGAUAGCCCCCACCUGGAGGAAGUGGACCUUUCAGGGAACCAACUGGAAGAUGAAGGCUGUCAACUGAUCGCAGAGGCUGUACCCCAGCUGCACAUCGCCAGGAAACUGGACCUCAGUGACAAUAGGCUUUCUGCAUCUGGAGUGCACUGUGUGCUGAGCGCAAUGAGUGCCUGCUUGACCCUGGCAGAACUGCAUAUCAGCCUGCUGCACAAAACAGUGGUCCUCAAGUUUGCCCAAGAGCUGGAGGAGGAGGAAGAGGAGGGGACCCAGAAGAGGGCUGCGUUUCUGGACAACCUCCUUCCCCAGGUGCCCUCUGAGCUAUCCCUGAGCUCCAGAAGGAUCAGGCUGACGCACUGUGGUUUCCAAGCCAAGCACUUAGAGCAGCUCUGCAAGGCACUAGAAGGACACUGUCACGUCGGCCGCCUUCAUCACCUCGACUUAUCAGGAAAUGCUCUGGGGGAUGAAGGUGCCACCCUGUUGGCUCGGCUGCUCCCAGGACUAGGUACUCUGCAGUCCUUGAACCUCAGUGAGAAUGGCCUAUCCCUGGACGCUGUGUUCUAUUUGGUCCAGCUCUUCUCUACUCUGGAGUGGAUUUUCCACUUGGACAUCAGCUUACAAAGCCAGUGCUGCUUCCUGAGAGGUGACAGAAGGCGCAGGGAUGCAUUGGUUGGUGGACCUUUGCCGGAGUGCCCAGCUGGAGCCCAGUCCUUAGGGUUCGCUCAGCACUGUGACCCCAGGAGCUUCCGCCUCAGGGAGUGUCAGCUGGAGCCUUCCAACCUCACCCGCCUCUGUGGGGCCCUGAAGAAGUGCCCAGGGCCUCUGGAAGUUGAGUUGUCCUGCGAGGUCCUGAGCGACCACAGUCUGGACACCCUGCUGCACUGCUUACCCUGGCUGCCCCAGCUGAGCCUGCUGGAGCUGAGUCAGACAGGACUGUCCCCAGGGAGUCCCUUGCUGCUGGCCAACAUCUUCAACUUGUGCCCACGCGUUCAGAAGGUGGAGCUCAGGUCUCUGCAUCACGCAUCCCUGCACUUCAGGUCCAGUGAGGAGCUGCAAGGUGUGUGCUGUGGAAGGUUCUCAGCCUGCAGCCUCCGCCAGGGGCACGUGGAGCCACUGUGUCGGUUGCUAAGCAAGUGUGAAGACUUCAGGCAGCUGGACCUCUCAGCAAACCUGUUGGGUGACGAUGGGCUCAGGAACCUCAUGGAAUGUCUGCCUCAGAUGCCCAUCUCCGAUUCACUUGAUCUGAGUCACAACCACAUCUCUCUGGAAAGUGCCCUGUACCUCGUGGAGACCCUCCCCUCCUGCCCAAGGGCUCGGCAGGCCUCAGUGAACCUGGGCUCUGAGCAAAGCUUCUGGGUUCACUUCUCCAGGCGGGAGGAAGCUGAGAAGACACUGAGGUUGAGUGAGUGCAGCUUCGGCCCAGAGCACGUGCCCAGACUGGCCACUGGCCUGAGCCAGGCCUCCCAGCUGACGGAGCUCACACUGACCCAAUGUGGCCUGGGCCUGGAGCAGCUAACCGUCCUUCUUAGACUAGUGAGGCGACCGGCGGGGCUGCUUCGCUUGAGGGUGCAAGAGCCGUGGGUGGGCAGAGUUGGGGUGCUCGCGCUGCUGGGAGCCAGCACCCAGGCCUCAGGCAACAUCACUGAAAUAAGCAUCUCUGAGACCCAGCAGCAGCUCUGUGUCCAGCUGGAAUUUCCCCGUCAGGAGGAGAACGCAGAGGCCGUGGCCCUCAGGCUGGCUCAGUGUGACCUUGGGACCCACCACAGCCUUCUCGUCACGCAGCUGAUGGAGACAUGUGCCAAGCUGCGGCAGCUCAGCUUGUCCCAGGUUAACCUCUGUGACACCAGCUCCCUGCUGCUGCAAAGCCUCCUGCCGUCUUUCUCUGAGCUGAGGAAAUUCAGGCUGACCUCCAGCUGUGUGAGCUUCGAGGGCCUCACCCACGUGGCAUCUGGCCUGAGCCACUGUCAUGACCUAGAGGAGGUGGACUUGUCUAACAAUCAGUUCAGCGAGGAGGGCACCAAGGAGCUGGUGGGGACUCUGGAGGGGAAGUUCAGGCUGAAGAGACUUGACCUCAGCUCCCUUCCUCUGGGAGGCUGGACCCUAGAUGUGCUCACUCAAGGACUAAGCCACAUGACCCUCCUGCAGAGCCUCGUUCUGAGCAGGAAUGGCAUGGGGGAUAUCGGCUGUUACCACCUUUCUGAAGCUCUCAGAAGUGCCACCAGCUUGGAGGAACUGAGCUUGAGCCACAACCAGAUCGGAGACGUGGGUGCCCAGCACUUAGCUGCCGUAUUGCCGGGACUGCCUGAGCUCAGGAAGAUAGACUUCUCAGCAAAUGGCAUUGGCCCUGCGGGGGGAGUGCAGUUGGCCGAGUCUCUGAGCCUCUGCAGGCGCCUGGAGGAGCUGAGGCUUGGGUGCAAUGCCCUGGAGGAUCCCACAGCCCAGGUGCUGGCUCGUGGGCUGCCUUUGCACCUGAGGGUCCUUCGUCUGUCCUCCAGCCGCCUGGGUCCAGAGGGGGCGAUGAGCCUUUGCCAGGCUCUGGAUGGAUGUCCACAGUUGGAAGAGCUGAGCUUGGCAGAGAACAGCCUGGCUGGAGGGCUCCCACUGUUCUCUGAGGGGCUCCCGCUGCUCAAGCAGAUCGACCUGAUUUCAUGUGAAAUUGACAACCAGACUGCCACACUCCUUGCUGCCAGCUUUGUGCUCUGCCCAGCCCUGGAAGAAAUCCUAUUGUCCUGGAAUCUCCUCGGAGAUGAGGCAGCUGCCCAACUGGCCUGUGUCCUGCCGCAAAUGAGUCGGCUGAAGAGAGUGGACUUGGAGAAGAAUCGCAUCACAGCCUAUGGAGCCUGGCUCCUGGCUGAAGGGCUGGCCCAGAGGCCUGGCAUCCAAGUCAUCCGCCUCUGGAAUAACCCCAUCCCCUCUGACAUGGCCCAGCGUCUGCAGAGCCAAGAGCCCAGGCUGGACUUUGCCUUCUUCGAAGACUAUCCCCAGGCCCUUCAGAGUACUUGA
This is a messenger RNA of Orycteropus afer afer, 5604 nucleotides long. Lineage: Eukaryota; Metazoa; Chordata; Mammalia; Tubulidentata; Orycteropodidae. The record is from RefSeq and is a predicted model, not a curated record.